UGACAGUCAGUCUGGCAUGAAGUGGCAGAAAAGGACCAGUAAAUAUGCAGAGAGCCAAUGAGGGAAAUGAGAACAGAAACACAGCACAGAAACAAAGGCCAUCUAAAGAAAAUGAAUAACAUGGGUGUUCAGACCGUGCUGGUCUUCCUGCUCCUCUUCAUGGCGACUGUGAAGUCUGACCCAGGAGUUCAAUUCUGGAGAGAAGACUUCACAAUGACCUGUCCAGGAAAGGGAACGUGGUUCUUCAAAGGAAAACAAAUACCAACUGAAACACCUGAAAGAUCUGAUACAUCUGAAACAUCUGAACCAUCUGAAACAUCGAAAACAUUUGAAUAUAAGCAACGAUAUAAUAGGGAUACGAAAGGCCUAUAUUACUGUACAUAUGGAUCAGAACCUGUUAAAUAUUAUUUCUACGUGCAAGGAAUGGUGUGUCCAAACUGUUUUGAGGUAGAUGCCACAUGGAUUGGGGCGGUUAUUGUUCUGGAUGUGGUCGGCACAGUGUUUGUGAUGAUGGCGAUCUACAGGUGCACCAAGAAAGAAAGCCCAGCUGGACCUACACACGCUUCCAAAGCACCUGGUCGUUCAGGAGGCCGGGGUCCACCUGUCCCAUCCCCUGACUAUGAGCUACUGAAUGUUCACACUCGCACCCAGGAUACUUACAGUUCUCUAUCGUGAACAGGACAGGAUAAUUGAAAGUCACCUAAACGCACCUGGUCGGGGUCCAUGGACGACAGCAAACAUUAAACACACACACACACACACACACACACACACACACACGAGGAAGCAUCAUGGUUCCACUAGCAUGAAAACACAGGCUUUUGGAUUUGAAGGGUUGCUCAUUUAACUCAAAAGGCUAAAAGACAAUUCCCUUGUUCACUUACCUUGUCAGAUACAAUAGCAUGGGCUUCCUUUCUCCAGGUGUUCUGAGAAUUUAUUUUGAAGCACUCAUUGUACUACUGACAGGGUGUUUAAUGGAUUAUUCAAAGCAACGAGGACAUUGUCUCCACCUGUUACUUACAACUGAUACUUCGAUACUUAUGCUGGAGGGUGUGGGAAAAGAUGACUGGAUCAGUGGAGUAGCUGAGCUAAUUGAAAUAUGAAAACUAUGAUUUGAUAAUGUACAAAUGGGUGACAAAGUAAAGGAAAAACCAACAUGAAGUGUCUUAGUAUGGUUGUGGACCACUAUGUGCCACCAGAACAGCUUCAGUACAGCUUGCCGUUGAUUCUACAAGUCUCUGGACUCUACUGGAGGGAUGAACACCAUCUAACACGAAGGUCCAAAAUCUCUCACAGGUGUUCAACUGGGUUGAGAAGACCACAGCCUUUAAUUCACAUCAUUUUCAUACUCACCAAACCAUCCAGUGACCCACUGCACCCUGCGGAUGGGGGCACUGUCAUCCUGGAGGAGUCCGCUCAUUUGUCCAGGUUUCUCCAUGAAUUUGUCACUUGUCUGUACAGCCACAUAUUAGUAUUAGGGGGGAAAGCAAACAUACAAAGAGGAUGACAAAUUGGUGCGAUGCCACUGUAAUCAACUAUAACACAAAGUGCUGCAACUGAAAGUGGAGAACAACAAGUACAGUAGUAACAACAUAUAAAGAGCCAAAAU
Molecule: messenger RNA, 1609 nt
Organism: Monopterus albus (swamp eel)
Lineage: Eukaryota; Metazoa; Chordata; Actinopteri; Synbranchiformes; Synbranchidae
Product: T-cell surface glycoprotein CD3 epsilon chain
Exons: 6
Coding region: 58-675 (205 amino acids)
Biological process (GO): cell surface receptor signaling pathway; positive thymic T cell selection
Cellular component (GO): alpha-beta T cell receptor complex; external side of plasma membrane
Molecular function (GO): transmembrane signaling receptor activity
Source: RefSeq, a predicted model, not a curated record